Messenger RNA from Erpetoichthys calabaricus (reedfish), 513 nucleotides. RefSeq names its product proteasome (prosome, macropain) assembly chaperone 4 (gene psmg4). The record is from RefSeq and is a predicted model, not a curated record. Bases 63 to 452 code for a protein of 129 amino acids. NCBI's taxonomy places the organism in Eukaryota, Metazoa, Chordata, Cladistia, Polypteriformes, Polypteridae. Gene Ontology annotation, biological process: proteasome assembly. The transcript has 3 exons.
GGAAGUGAUGAAUCUCGUGUUGUCAUGUAGAAGGCGGCGGCAACAGCAGCGUGGUGAGAAAGAUGGAAGUUGCAGAAAGUGCAAAUUCACUGCCCGAAUGUUGUGAAGGUGCGAUUUCUAUGCAUAACUUCUCGGAAAAGAUUUUGGAACAGGUCAUCCAUUUCCAUGUGAUGAAAAUGAGAGAGUGUUUUUUCCUUUGGGUCGGGACUACGCCGGUGCUGGAUAAUUUGGCUGUAGCAAUGUGCAGCAGAUUCGAUUCCGUUCCUUUAUCUACUUUAGUCCUUGGGGAUACAUCUGACACCACAUCAAAUUGUCUCGCCCAGCGAUUAGCCAAGAAGACUGGCAAACAAGUUUUUGUCAGCUACAACAUACCAAGGAUUGAAUCAAACCUCACAUUGCUGAUUGAAAACAGAAUUAAAAAAGAAAUGGAACUUCUACCCGAUAAAUUCUGAUGUAUUAUGAACUCCUUUAUUUUUUAAAAUAUUUUAUACAAAUAAAAUUAUCGUAAGCUAA